AUGGCAGCCGCAAUACUCAGCCCGCCAUCUGGUCGCCUCUUCUUCGGCGACGAUGUCUUAGCGUCGUCCCCGAUCGAUCCAGACAUUGACACAAGUGGACUCCCUCCCCUCGACGAGCUUCGCAUUGACGGUCCCGUCAAGUUGGUCAAGUAUCUGCCGGCUGACAAGAGAGAUGCUUUCAUUGGUCCUCUCCAUAGCAAUGUAGAGGACACAGUCAAAUUCGUCCAGCGCGAGUGCCCCUCGUUGAGCAAAGUCCCCGCCGAAAGCAUCAUCUUCCGACCUCGAAUCAAAGAUACGGCCAAACAUACCAGGGGUAUUCCGUUCCGAACUCAGACUGUUAGCUUGCCGACGACCUGGGAGCCACCUGCCCAGCCGGAGAAAUUGAUGGUCUUUCAUAUCGAUUCGAAGGUUCCCACGGCAGCACCUUUGCUACCUGAGAACAUCAAGCAGGAGAGCAGGGCGGACCACGGGGCCGCGAAUGCAGGAGAGCAUGAAGAUCAGCUAGAGGUGAAGGGACAGGAAGAUCAGCUAGAGAUGAAGGGACAGGAUGAAAAGGCAAAGGUAGCACGUAUCGCAAAGAUCAUGACCGAAGGCCCUUCGCAAAAAGCUGUCGAGGCUCCCCCGUGGUCGCCUGCCCUUCCUCAAUUCAGCAUCUCGUCAGGUCCCAAGACUUGGGCUGAUCUGGCUGCCGAGGGAAUGUUGCUCGGCGAAUGA
Molecule: messenger RNA, 714 nt
Organism: Kockovaella imperatae
Lineage: Eukaryota; Fungi; Basidiomycota; Tremellomycetes; Tremellales; Cuniculitremaceae
Exons: 2
Coding region: 1-714 (237 amino acids)
Source: RefSeq, a predicted model, not a curated record